UGUCAAGCUUGAUGCCUCCAUGUGGGCCGCCCCUCCGCCAACAGCGACCUUAUCAAUAUCUUCCUGUAAGUAGGAGAAUUGUUGGCAGUUAUCAUUAAUUCCUUGACCCUGUCAAAGGCCCCUCCACCCAAAUUACUAUGCCGCCAAAGCGAGAACGGACGGUACCGGGUUCCUGCUGGCCAUGCAAACAGCGCCGGGUCAAAUGCGACCUGGUGCAGCCGCGAUGUCGACGGUGUACUCUAGCCGGCUCCCGGUGCUGCUAUGACAAGAUACUGGUGCGUUGGAAUGCACGUCCGACCAGGGGGGCUCCCGUCACGUACCAGUCACCCACGGUCGGCCUCUUGGGCAGUCUCCCGCCCGAUACAUCUCUCGCCAAGGGGGAUCUCCGGGCGCUGGAGUACUUCCAAGCGGCACUGUGGCCCUUGUUCACUACGGCCUCUCGACCGUGCCCGCCACCGAUCUCGCUAGCGAUGGAGUCGCAGCCGGUGCUGUUGGUGAUGUGCGAGCUGGCCGAUGCCCAUCGCGCAUUGCACGAUAAGCUAUUAAAGGACCGGUCGCCGGCGGAGGAUAAACGACUCAGCUGCCUGGCUUCCGUCCGCGAACAGUUGUUGCAGAGCGCCUCCAACACCGAGUCUCUCUCACGCCUCCUUGUCGCCGUGCUUCUCUUGUAUUUCCUAGACGGCUUCAUCGACUGCACCCGGCAGUCUGCAUCUACCACGAGCCACCAAUCAGGAGUACAGGCAAUCGUGGAACACCUGGGCGGAUUUUCCUCGCUCAUUGGCAAGGGUCAGAAGGACACCAACAUGCUAAUGUCUGAAUUUGCAUCCACGGAUUUGACUAGAUCGCUGCUAGACGACCGCGCGCCCUGCGUCCCCGCCGACAUCUGGAAUCGGAUUGAAACGGGUACCGUCUGGUGGGAGAAACAACGGUAUGGAGAGACCACCCUCGCUACCGUCUUUGAGGUUAUGUCCGAAAUGGCCUUUUACAGACACUCGGUCAAAAUGGACCGCAUGGAGCCGUCUAUGGAAAAGAUUCGGGAGUUCGAAGGCCGUCUCCAACCGACUUCGCUCAUCCUCGCUCUCGAUCACCUCCGCAUGCCUGAUCCGUACGUCGUCCCGGAGUCAGACGCCGACCAGACGAUGCAACCCAUGGCCUUCACGAGGGCUUUCCAACAUGCCGCCCUCAUCUAUCUCUACCGCGCCAUCUGCGGCUUGCCCGCGCGCCACUGUCUCGUCCAGCAGCACGUGCAGCACUGCUUGACCUGCAUCAUGGGAAUCAGCACCAGCUGCAAGGCCCACAAUUGUGUCAUAUUUCCCCUAUAUGCCAGCGGAGCCCAUGCCUUUGGCGUAGAGCAGCAAAGCUUUGUGUUGAACAAGCUGGAUACUAUCUACGGGACUCUUCGCUUCAAUUCCCUGCUUUCAAUUCGCGCCGCCCUGGAGGAUCUCUGGGCUUCACCUGCCCACGACGGUCAUUGGUCCGACAUGUUCACCAGCCUUGGUCAGGAUGUGCUUGUGCUCUGAUUG
Messenger RNA from Aspergillus candidus, 1523 nucleotides. Its product is annotated as Zn(II)2Cys6 transcription factor. Gene Ontology annotation, molecular function: transcription cis-regulatory region binding; zinc ion binding; DNA-binding transcription factor activity, RNA polymerase II-specific. Gene Ontology annotation, cellular component: nucleus. The transcript has a single exon. The coding region runs from base 138 to 1520 and encodes 460 amino acids. The record is from RefSeq and is a predicted model, not a curated record. Lineage: Eukaryota; Fungi; Ascomycota; Eurotiomycetes; Eurotiales; Aspergillaceae. Gene Ontology annotation, biological process: positive regulation of transcription by RNA polymerase II.